ACUGUGGCGCGCAAGCACGCGAUGACGUCACACGGAAAAGUCCGAUGAAGCCCGAGAGGACUCCGUCGGAGGACUCCGGCCUAUAGGCCAAUAGGAGCGCUGGAGAAAACCGCUCGCUUCUUGUCAUGUGCAGACCCUCCAUCCAGUCCCAUCCCAUUUUCCAGUGUAGGAGUGAACUUGUGACCCUGACUGAAAAAGAAAGGUAUUAGGUCUGCUGGGGACCCAGUUAUAGAAGAUUAUCCCAAAUUUUCCCCUUGCCUGUGAUACUCUCUCCAUUCCACACGUCUAAAGUCAAUCAUGUCUGAGAGGAAGGCAGUCAUUAAGAAUGCUGACAUGUCAGAGGAGAUGCAGCAGGAUGCAGUGGACGUUGCAAACCAAGCAUUGGAGAAAUAUAACAUUGAGAAGGAUAUAGCAGCAUUCAUCAAGAAGGAAUUUGACAAGAAGUACAACCCUACCUGGCAUUGCAUUGUUGGACGAAACUUUGGGAGCUAUGUGACACACGAGACACGCCACUUUAUCUACUUCUACCUGGGCCAAGUUGCCAUUCUUCUCUUCAAGUCUGGCUGAAAUUUCCCACCAAAAUUGUGCUCUUCCAUGAAUCACAUCACUUGAACCUUGUCUGACACACUUGUGUUCUGGCUUCUAGGCAUCUUUCCUAUGGAUAAAGACAAAUCUUCGCAUUAAAAGCAAGAGAGUUGCACUGCCUUUGUUUUUCUGUCUCAUUGCCAUGGCAGCUUACUCAGAAUCCCAUCUUGCUUGGGAAUCUCCACCCCAGUUGCACCCUACUUUGAAGAAAGUCCUUAAAAUUAAGGAAAAGCUUUUUCUUGUCCCAUGCUUUAAUGUGACUGUGUGCCAUUAUUUCUGGAAUCUCUGUCAAAGCAGCUGGCUGAUUCAGCUCAAUUGUUAUGCCCUGGACCAUCUUCAUCUCUUGUGAUCUUGUUGAACAUUCAUCAACUCACUAGUCAAUUGAGUUCUUUUUUUUUUCUCAUGCAUGCCUCUGUUUCCCUCUGAUAUUUAAAUGAGUCUCAAAUCCAACGUAAUACACAGUGUGACCUUGUCAUCCUCUUGCUACCCAUGCACUGUGACUCCACUUUUGCUGUUGCUUUGCUGAAGUGAGAAAGUUUGGAACAAAUAUCCCAGUUCAGAAGAAAUAAAGUGAG
Darwinula stevensoni is the source of this 1160-nucleotide messenger RNA. NCBI's taxonomy places the organism in Eukaryota, Metazoa, Arthropoda, Ostracoda, Podocopida, Darwinulidae. The record is from the annotation of a GenBank genome assembly.